This is a messenger RNA of Suillus clintonianus, 1210 nucleotides long. RefSeq lists its product as uncharacterized. The record is from RefSeq and is a predicted model, not a curated record. The transcript is spliced from 3 exons. The coding region runs from base 362 to 1171 and encodes 269 amino acids. NCBI's taxonomy places the organism in Eukaryota, Fungi, Basidiomycota, Agaricomycetes, Boletales, Suillaceae. Gene Ontology annotation, molecular function: hydrolase activity.
UAAUUUCCUUCCGUUGAAGCUUUGCAAGUGAACGUGAAGGUUCGCCGGCGCCAAGUGGUCCAUUCAAAUUCAACUGGGCAGAGCCACCGAUGCCGGUAUCGGUGUCGUUCUAAAGAAACUUGUAGCCGCAUUAAUUAUGUGGGCUCCCGUAGCACCACAAUUUGCUCUCAACUAAUGGGCCGGAGGUGUCUUGGCACUACCGCUACUUAGUUUAGGUCAGAAGAGGUCAGAAGGCAUAUAAUCUGGACACGCCAGCUAGAUUGGCACGUGUCAGAUAGGACAAAUAUCAAUAUUAAUAAGGGAGAUCAGUAGUACUAUAUAGUACUAGCAGGACCAAAGGACAACUCUUAUCUGAAUUUGAAUGGAUUCCCGAGAAAUCCACCUCGCAGAGGCAUCUGCCCCUUCUCCGCGUGUAAAAGCUGCUCCACGGACCUCUGCCAUCCGCACGCAAUUCUCCUACUCCCCUAGUGACGAUGGAACAGACGAGAACCUCCUUAUUCUUCUGCACGGGCUCGGCGACACGAACGUCCCCUUCGCGCGCCUCGGGCGAUCACUCAAGCUCCCGCAAACAGCCACCCUCGCGCUCCGCGCACCCGACAUUGUCCCCUUUCUGUACGAACAGGCUUUUCAGUGGUAUCCUUCCUUUGACCAGCUCGGCGACCUCAUCGAACGGCCAGAUCCCAGUCAUGCACUCAAUCUUUUCAAGAAUAUCCUCAUUCAUUUAACGGGUGAAUGCGGGUGGCCUCCACAUCGCAUCCACUUGUUCGGGUUCGCGCAAGGCGGAAGCGUCGCAGCUGAAGCAUGUCUGCAGUGGUGGCGUCGCGAGCUUCAGCUCUCAUCACAGUCGCGCAUGACCGACAACAAGACCCCCGUGCGGCCCUUAGGUUCGCUCGUUACUAUUUCUGGCCCGCUGCUCUCAUAUCCAACACUGUCGAAACCAUGCGAGACGCCUGUUCUUGUAUUCCGCCGCCCACGUGAGCUCAGGAAUGCUGACCUGGAUGCGUUCAGGAAAGGAUUCUCCAAAGUAAAGGAUGUAGAGCGUGCGGGUGAGGGUAUGCCACGCGCAACCUUAAAGGAGGAAUGGCAGCCAAUCUUGGAGUUCUGGGGUGAGGUGCUCGGAUGGCGUCCUGGAGAUGGUCUGUAUGAAGUCACGACGGGAGCGUCAAGUUGAGAACGAGAAAAUUUCGCACAUCGCUUGAAAAAUAUUGAA